AUGCGCACAUCUCGUGAUCUCCACCUUCUAUAUGCGGCCGGUUAUACCCAAUGGGAAGGAGAUGCCGACCUUUCCGCUGCAUUGUCCCGUCCGUCCAGACUCCGGUUGUAUGAUGCGAAACGUUUCACGCUCCGCGACCGAGCGGAUGCGAGACAGCGAGCAGGCGAGCAGGACGCGCAGAACGAGCUUCAGCCUCCGUCCCGAUACUUCUUCCCGCGGAAACAUUCUGAGCUUGCGGCGGAUGCAAUAUAA
Messenger RNA from Schizophyllum commune H4-8, 252 nucleotides. RefSeq lists its product as uncharacterized. The coding region runs from base 1 to 252 and encodes 83 amino acids. The record is from RefSeq and is a predicted model, not a curated record. Lineage: Eukaryota; Fungi; Basidiomycota; Agaricomycetes; Agaricales; Schizophyllaceae. The transcript has a single exon.